Sclerotinia sclerotiorum 1980 UF-70 is the source of this 390-nucleotide messenger RNA. RefSeq lists its product with no specific name. The record is from RefSeq and is a predicted model, not a curated record. Lineage: Eukaryota; Fungi; Ascomycota; Leotiomycetes; Helotiales; Sclerotiniaceae. Gene Ontology annotation, molecular function: protein-disulfide reductase [NAD(P)H] activity. Gene Ontology annotation, cellular component: cytosol. The transcript has 3 exons. Bases 1 to 390 code for a protein of 129 amino acids.
AUGCCACUUUCAUUUCCCGUAUUCAACGACUCUCCACAAGUCCUCCAAAAGCAUCUCGAAGAAGCCAGCAAACCACAAUAUGUGAUUUUUUUCGCCUCGCUCAAACCUGAGACCAAUGAAUCUUGGUGCGGGGAUUGUAGAAAUGCUGAGGGUCCUUUGAGUCGAUUUCUUGAUAAGGCUGCUGUGGAAGAGAGGGUUAGGCUUGUUUAUGCGGGGUUGCAGGUCGGAUGGAGGGAUAUGUCACCUGGAAAGAAAAGUCCUUGGAGGGAGGAACCCUGGGGGAUUAAUAGAUUGCCUACUGUGGUGAAGGUUACUGGCGAGAAAUGGGAGAAAUUGAUUGAGGAAGAUUGUUAUGACGAGAAGAAGUUGAGUGCUUUUGUUGCGGAAUAG